Molecule: messenger RNA, 1855 nt
Organism: Chiloscyllium plagiosum (whitespotted bambooshark)
Lineage: Eukaryota; Metazoa; Chordata; Chondrichthyes; Orectolobiformes; Hemiscylliidae
Biological process (GO): regulated exocytosis
Cellular component (GO): trans-Golgi network membrane; lysosomal membrane
Source: RefSeq, a predicted model, not a curated record
UAAAUACGGAUUUAUGCAUCGACAUUCACAAAUUUACUCCCAAGUUAGUGUUACUGCAGCUUGAGUUAGCUAAUCCUUUAUGAUUUAAACUGUAACAGGGCAAUAUAAAAUAUCUCAACUUGAGAAGGAAUGUGGGACUUAUAGAGUAAUCUUUAAUGGCUGUUACGAUGGAGAUUGCUAAUUUUCUCGUGUUUUAAUUAUCUAGGAGUAACACAUAGCUCAACAAAAUGCAAUCACGGCCAAUUACUAAUUGAAAAUUGACUGAAGAUAACGGUAUUAAAAAAGACUAAAUAAAAAUUGAACUAAUUGUUGUUAUUUUCUAGCAUUGCGAUCUUCACUCUUAGCACUAGGCAGGGCAUUCUGCAAAUUAAUGGCAUUGCUUUUUGGGAGCUAUUUAUAGGUGGCAGCAGUGUAAGUGUGCCAGGUGUACCUACCUGCAGUGAGGAGAUGUCAGGAGUCUGAGCGGAAAAGGGAUAAAAACCCAAACACCAAAGAGAAAGGAACAGGGAUUAGCUCCCAACAAUGACGACACAGAGACAACCGGCCAAUAGUCAUGAAUUGAAAGAAUUUGACAACGUGAAGGAAUCAAUCACUGACAUCAUUAACCAACUCCAAGACAUUGAUCCAAGCCGUCUCUCCUUUUCUCCAUUUUUGGAUCUGGACACCCAGAUUACCUUAGCACCUAUCUCAGAUAGCCCUGAGUCAUCAGUGGAAGAACUUCACUCCCUGUCUGAUGAAAAUAUUGGGCACUUAACUGAAUCUCUUACACAAACCAAAAGGCAGCAGUGCAGUGAAGUCCAACAGAAGGUGAUGAACCAUCAGACCAUGCAGAAAGGCGGGAGUUUGAAUAUGAUUAAUAUAGAGCUGGUCAAAAAUCACACACUUCCAUGCACAGAAGCCAAGAACAAGGAAGCAGACAAUGUGUCUCUUAUCAUCACCAGGGAAACCUCAUUUCUGACCGAUGAGAAAGUAUCUUUCUCGGAGCCGUCAUCUCCCAGCGAAGCAAGAACAUUUCCUCCUCAGAAUUUCAUUGCCAAGGUGGCAGAAGAGAACUUAGGAGUGCUGGAGAAGUCACAUAAGUUCACCAGCCAGGCUUCAGAGAUCCAGCCAUUGCUAGGCCCAUCGCCUGACACCGAGACCAUUGACCUGAUUUCAAGUGACUCUGAGCGCAACGCGUCAGCCGAGUCCUCACACAAGGAAGUGACGACAGCAGUCAAAGGAAGUAAGAAAUGCUGCCCAUGCUGUCAGUACUGCUCCACUUCUCACCUUAAAGCGAUAUCAUCUGUCUUUGUUGCUCUGAUUUUUAUACCUUGGAUCCUCUAUGGCCUUUAUUUGUUUGUGCCUUUCGAUCCACCACCCUGUCCAGAUCUAACGAGUCGAAUGACAUUUACACUACGUUGCAAUGUAAUCGCAAUAGCACCAGUUUUAUUUGGUGUUGUAAUAGGCUCCCUAUCCCGGCUUUGUUCUACGGCAAUUGAUCCCUUGGACACUAAUGUUCGCGCUGUUCUUAUCCAUCAGAGAUAUGUUGGCAACUCCAUUGAACAGUUUACACUCUACUUUAUCAACAUGGCUGUCAUGGCAACUUAUCUCCACCAGGAGCACCUGAAGAUCAUUCCUAUAUUAGCAGGACUCUUUGCAGUGGCAAGAUUGGUAUAUUGGAUUACAGCUGGAUUAAGCAGUGCCUAUCGUGGAUUUGGAUUUGGGCUGACAUUUUUCCCAACCUUGGCGAUGGUAGCCUACAAUUUAUACUGCAUGUAUGAACUGGGACUCGAUCACUACUUUAUCCCAGCUGAGAAUGGAGGGCCCACACGAGCUCCCGCCCCAAGACUGAGAUGGUGGGGUCUUGGAGGUUGAA